Molecule: messenger RNA, 400 nt
Organism: Stegodyphus dumicola
Lineage: Eukaryota; Metazoa; Arthropoda; Arachnida; Araneae; Eresidae
Product: vacuolar ATPase assembly protein VMA12
Biological process (GO): vacuolar proton-transporting V-type ATPase complex assembly
Cellular component (GO): endomembrane system
Source: RefSeq, a predicted model, not a curated record
AAUCCUGAAUUAGAAGAGAGAAUUCAGAAAUUGAAAGCAGAACAAGCCAAUGAAGAAUACAAAUCAAUGGUAAAAGGUCUUUUUCCCCAACAGCAGAACAAAAUUCCUUUAUCUGAAGAGGUGAAAUCUGUGACUUCUCAGGUUACUGCUGUUAUAAAUUUUGUUCUAUCUGUUGGAGGCAGUUUCAUAUUUGCUUUUAAGGCAGUUGAAUAUGCAUUACCAGAACAAAAUAUUCCUGCUCAAGUCAUGAUGGGAAUAGUUACAUCAACGGUUGUUGCUCUAGCUGAUUUGUACUUUCUUGCACGAACAAUAUAGAGAACAUACUUUCCAUGGUUGUUUGAUUAAAGAUGUAACAGUUUUUCACAUUUGUAUAUAUAAAUAGAAAAAUUUGUGUCUAUCA